AUGCCUUCAGCGCAAGUACCAGAGCUGCCGGCCCUCGGUGUCAAUGCCGACCGGCUAGCGUCAUCUCUUCACGAGAGCUGCCAGUAUGGUGCAGACCAUCGUUAUGGAAAACUUUCUACAGAGACUGGUAUGGCGAGACUCAGUCUUGACGACUCGGACAAAGCAGUGCGGGACUGGUUCCUCAGCAAAGCCAAGUCGCUUGGCUGUCGCACAUCGAUUGACGAAAUGGGUAAUCUGUUCGCAGUCCGCCCGGGUAAGAAUCCAGAGGCUCCCCCAAUCAUGAUGGGUUCGCACCUGGAUACCCAGCCAACCGGCGGUCGUUACGACGGCAUCCUGGGCGUACUGGCAGGCCUCGAGGUCCUGGAAGUAUUGGAGGAGAAUAAAAUGCAAACUGAUGGAAGCAUCGGUGUUGUGAACUGGACAAACGAAGAAGGUGCUCGCUUCCCGAAGAUGGCCGUCUCGUCGGGCGUAUGGGCUGGCGCUAUCCCCAUUGAAGACGCCUGGAACCUCGAAGAGGUGACACCCCACGAGGGCAAAGCAAAGAAUAUGCUGCAAGAGCUGGAAAGAAUAGGAUACCGGGGCGAGGCACCUGCAUCCUACAAGUCAAAUCCUUUCGCGGCCCAUUUCGAGCUACACAUCGAACAGGGCCCAAUUUUGGAGGACGAGGGCCGCAAGAUUGGUGUCGUCCAAGGCGUUCAAGCUUUUAAAUGGUUCAAUGUUACUGUUCGUGGAAGAGAUAGCCAUGCUGGAACCACACCACUCUAUGCGCGCAAAGAUUCCGUACUCGUGGCUGCCAAAAUGAUUGUCGCUGCCAAUUCGGUAGCCAAAGCCCAUGAUGGCUUGGCCACGACAGGCAUCUUGCAUGCGGAGCCCGGAACAGUAAACACUAUGGCGCAUACUACAACAUUUAGUCUCGAUUUGCGGCACGUCGGGAAUGAUGUACUUGCGGAGAUGGUCAAAGAGUGCAAAGACGCGUUCCAGUCCAUCGCGCAAGAGACCGAAAAGGGCUGCGAAGUGGACUGGAAGCUUCUCGUCGACAGUCCCGCUGUGGUUUUCCACCAGGACUGCAUUUCUGCCGUUCAGAGUAGCGCAGAGGCUGUAUGCGCGCAACUCCCUGGAGCCUCGUCCAAAAAUCUGUGGAAGCCGAUGAUUAGUGGUGCUGGUCACGACAGCUGCUACACCAAUCUGCGCUGCCCAACGAGCAUGAUCUUUACGCCAACUCGAGAGGGUAUUAGCCACAAUCCAGCAGAGUAUUGUUCGGCAGAGGAUUGUGCACUCGGAGCUAGUGUCUUGCUCGGCGCAGUACUCCGAUAUGACAAGCUGCGCGCCGACAGAGGCGACUUUAAACAUACAUCCUAG
Akanthomyces muscarius is the source of this 1359-nucleotide messenger RNA. RefSeq lists its product as uncharacterized. The transcript has 5 exons. The record is from RefSeq and is a predicted model, not a curated record. Gene Ontology annotation, molecular function: hydrolase activity, acting on carbon-nitrogen (but not peptide) bonds, in linear amidines. NCBI's taxonomy places the organism in Eukaryota, Fungi, Ascomycota, Sordariomycetes, Hypocreales, Cordycipitaceae. Bases 1 to 1359 code for a protein of 452 amino acids.